AUGGUUAUUGAGUGCAGAUAUUUUUCUGCAACCAAAGAUGUUCUGGCUGGUAGUGGAGGUGGUUUAGUUUCGAUUCUUGUUUCCCAUCCAUUGAACACAGUUAUCAUUCAAUUAAGAACAAAUCCUGAUACAUACAAGAGUGCAUUGCAUUGUGCUCGAAGUAUUUGGAAUAAACAGGGUAUACUUGGCUAUUAUAAAAAUAAGGAUAUACCAAUGGUUAGCCCAGCUAUUAUCAUGAGUGAACAGUUCUUCUUUUAUGGACAAUUGAAACGAUGGUUAGGAAUUAAAGAGAUUGAUGACAAUUAUGAAAUAUCAAGGUGUUUUCUAGCUGGUGCAUUAACAGGAUGUAUCUCAUCCUUUAUUGAAACUCCACUAGAACUGAUUCAUUGUCAAAUACAAAGACAGAUAAAACAACAUACUCACGUAUUCGAUCCAAAUGUUCUUGAUGGUAUGAAAUAUAUUUUGAACACAAAUGGAUUAUUUGGAUUUUAUCGGGGUUUUACGGCAACUAUAAUUCGAAGCGUACCGGCCUGCAUGUUUUUUUUUGGUGGAUAUGAAUGGACAAAACGUAAACUUUAUACUAAUACGUCAUCUGACUGGUACAGCGGUACAAAGGAGUAUCAUUUUCGUUUAACGACACUUUUAGGUGGUGCUUGCGGAGGAUUAGCAUGCUGGUUUUCCUGUUACCCAUUUGAUGUAAUUAAAUCGGCCAUUCAGACAGAUGACAUUCGACGAGAACAUCGGAAAUACACUUCCUAUAUGGACUGUGUGAAACAGUUGUACCAGGAUGGCGGAAUAAAAAUCUUUUUUAGAGGCUUUGUACCAAUAGUGUUGAGAACAAUACCGGUUAGUGCUGCUUGUUUUCUUGCUUAUGAAGAAAUAUAUAGAGUGUUAGAAUAG
This is a messenger RNA of Didymodactylos carnosus, 900 nucleotides long. The record is from the annotation of a GenBank genome assembly. NCBI's taxonomy places the organism in Eukaryota, Metazoa, Rotifera, Eurotatoria, Philodinida, Philodinidae.